Aspergillus caelatus is the source of this 1701-nucleotide messenger RNA. RefSeq lists its product as uncharacterized. Bases 1 to 1701 code for a protein of 566 amino acids. Lineage: Eukaryota; Fungi; Ascomycota; Eurotiomycetes; Eurotiales; Aspergillaceae. Gene Ontology annotation, biological process: regulation of DNA-templated transcription; DNA-templated transcription. The transcript has a single exon. The record is from RefSeq and is a predicted model, not a curated record. Gene Ontology annotation, molecular function: zinc ion binding; DNA-binding transcription factor activity, RNA polymerase II-specific; DNA binding.
AUGAAGCGAGUAGCUCCCACCAGUAGAAGCAGCGCGGCGUAUCCCCGCAAAAGAGCCGUCACUGCCUGUCAAGUGUGCCGUUCCCGACGCACAAAAUGCGACCAGAAGAAACCCCGCUGUUCAUUCUGCGAAAAGACCGGCGCCGAAUGUGUCUUCGAUCCCACGGCGUUGUCUACCUUUGACCCGGCGAGCCUCGCGAUUCUCGAACGCCUAGACACACUCGAACAGAAGAUCGAUUCGAUCCAACCACAGCAACAACAACAACAGCCUAGCUCACAUCUGGUACCUUUGCCAACACUCAACGCCGAGAAUGACUCAAAUACAGCCUAUACGGUUGCCAAGGAGUCUCAGCACCCAGAUAGCUUGCUUCCGGAGGAUCUUGAUGAUGUACUGAAAUGGCCGAUCUUGCAGGAUAUCAAUUACCAAGCCACCGAAAGCUCUCAUAUUCCCAGUCCACAAAGCGACCAUACCUCGCCCGCUCAACCCUCUUUGGAUGGCGAUGAAUUAAAUCCGGGCAUCACCAAUGCAUACCUGGACAGCUUUUUUGCCCACGUUCAUCCGAAGAACCCAGUGCUCGACGAGCCAUUUAUCCGUCGUCUUGUUCGUAAAGUCUCUCUAGAAGGCCCAAGCUGGGAUUCCGAAUCCUGCCUGGCGCUACUAGUCUGUGCGAACGGGGCGAUUACUGGCCCUUUCUUGGCCCCCUCCAUCUCUGCCGAGGAGCUGCGUGCGUCUCCUGGUCGCAGGCUGUUCACAGCAGCGUUGAAGCGUAUUGGAGCAACCCUAGACUCCGCAGGCGUUGUCCAGGCUCAAUGUUUAUUCUUCGCCGGUGUGUAUCUAAUGUCCUGCCUCCGACCCUUCGAUGCAUGGCGGUCGUUUUUGCAGGCAUUAGCCGUAUGCCAGAGUUUCAAGUUCAUGGGCGAAGCCACCCAGACAGGUACACCAGCUGAAGAGAGCAUCUAUUGGUCAUCAUGGAAAUCCGAACGAGAGCUCCGCUGGGAAUUAGGCCUUCCUGACUUCGGUACUCGAAUCUCCUUGGAGCCGCCCCAGCGCUUCCCGACUCUACCCCUUACAGAUGAUGAGGAGAUCCUCCGCGCGUGGUACUUUUAUCUCUCCGAGAUCUCUCUCUGGCGACUUGAGACAGAGAUUAGGAAAGAUAUGACUACUCGUCUGUCCGAGCCAAACAGCAACACUCCCGAUGGUCUAACUGACAUCAGCGAGAUUUAUAAACAACAACUGGUCGCCUGUCUUCACUCCUUACCAUCCACGGUCAGCAUCGCCGACCCCCCCUGCCAAACCCCCGAAACCGAUGUUCUUCGCUUCAUACUCCAAGGCCGAUCAACAUAUGUCAAUGAACUGAUCACUUGGCCAUAUAUCGCCUGCGCGGUGAAUAAUAUCCCGCUGGGACAAACAGCGCAGGGGUGGGUUGCAAAGGGCCUUCAGGCCCAUUUGGAGAGAUUGGAUGUCAAUCGGGUCGGGUUUUAUCACCGACAUCAUGGAACCUGGCUGAUGUUACGGACGUCUGCCAGAAGUGCAUGCAUUUUGCUCGCUGUCGCAAGGUCUAGCAUGCGAGAUCUUCUUCCUGUUGGUUGGGAUGAAGCGGUGGAGGCGACGGUUAAGAUGCUCGACUUUUGGCAGGCUGAUGUUGAGGGUGUGGCUGCCUUAGCUCGCUUUUUGCGGCAUCUGUUGUCCCAUGUUCCUUAG